Radiomyces spectabilis is the source of this 2128-nucleotide messenger RNA. RefSeq lists its product as uncharacterized. Gene Ontology annotation, biological process: termination of RNA polymerase II transcription. Bases 1 to 1812 code for a protein of 603 amino acids. Lineage: Eukaryota; Fungi; Mucoromycota; Mucoromycetes; Mucorales; Radiomycetaceae. Gene Ontology annotation, cellular component: cytoplasm; mRNA cleavage factor complex. The record is from RefSeq and is a predicted model, not a curated record. Gene Ontology annotation, molecular function: mRNA binding; RNA polymerase II complex binding. The transcript has 9 exons.
AUGAAUGGAUACACGGAUCAGCACCCCAGCCAACAAAGGCAAGCCAUGCCCGAUGUUGAGACAGUGCGACGUAAUUACCACGCCGCACUUUCUGAAUUGACCUUCAACAGCAAGCCCAUCAUUACCAAUCUCACCAUCUUGGCUCAAGAAAAUCAACACGCCGCCAGUGUUAUUGUUCGCGAAAUUGAACAACAAAUCAGAAACAAUGCGCCCGGCCAGAAGCUACCGAUUCUGUAUUUGAUUGACUCCAUUUGUAAGAAUGUAGGAGGAGUCUACAUUAGCCAUUUUGCAAGGAACAUUGUGUCCAUCUACUUGGACGCUUACACAUUGACUGAUCGAACGACUCGAAUGAGUUUCGAACGCAUGCUGCAAACCUGGAAAAACGGCAUGCCCAACGGUGCCCCUGUCUUUGCAAGGCAUGUCAUUGAGCAGAUUGAACGAGCCGUCAAUUAUAUCCGCGAGCAACAACAUCAGCAAGGUUCCCCUCGUCGUUAUCCUACAGCAUCCCCCAUGGCCACCAUGUCCCCUCGCAAUUCGCAAAUCCACGUGAAUCCCAACUUUGUAACAAAGGUACGUCCCCCGCGUGCUCGACAUGAAUCACCACAACGAAAGGAUCCCACGCCUUCAGCAUCGCAAGUAAGUCGAGGAAAAGAAACUUUUUUUCCUGCUUCUCCUGCUCAACCCGAUCUGUCGAAUCCAAUGAUAUCUCAACUUCAAUCCAUGCUCACUGCACAACAAGCGGGCGCGCCCAAUUCCGGUACCCCUGCCGCUGAUGCAUUCACCCAGAUCUUAAAUCAGAUUCAAGCUCUAUUACCCACUCUUCCGCCUGCACAAGCCUCUCCUAUACAGCAAUAUUUGGCACAGAUCAUUGCUGCUACGCCUUCGGCAGCCACGGUGGCGUCAACACCUGUCGCAUCUGCAACGCCUUCUGUGGUAGCCUCGGCAAUAUCAACCCCACCGGUACAGUAUUCCCAAGUCGUUGCCUCACCAGCCAUGGUUCAUAUCGCACAAGCGCCACAUUCAGCAACACCCACCCUGCCAGCAGCGUCCGCCCCCGUCAACACAAAUGAACUUUUAAAAAGUCUUGCUUCCAUGGGCUACCUGAGCCCAACACCGGCCACGCCUCCUUCCGUCAAAUCCACCCCCAAUGUGGCUAAUAAUAUAAGCUCUAUCCGUCUCGACAGCAAGGAUCUACAAAUUCCAAGACCAGGAGCAAUUGAGGUACUCUAUGGCCAACUUCCUCUUCAAUGCAAACAGUGCGGAUUUCGGUACCCCAAAACUGAAGAGGGCCAGGCUAAAAUGGAUGCUCACUUGGAUUUCCACUUCCGGCAAAAUCGAAGAAUGAAGGAAAGGGUCAAACGAGGCCUGUCAAGGUCCUGGUUUGUCACUGAAGCAGAAUGGAUCAGUGGUUCCGAAGGCGAAGUAACCAGUCAUCAAGCCCCAGCGUUUAUGAAUGACCACGGAACUCGUUCAGGAAAUACCACCGAAAAAUCAUCCGCUCAUCCUGGAGAUGAAGCAAUCAAUCCUGAUGAUUAUAUGGUGGUGAUGCCCGAAGGUGAACGAAAACCUUGUCCGAUCUGCGGUGAAAAGUUUGUCGACACGUGGAAUGACGAUGAAGAAGAAUGGAUGUAUAAAAAUGCUGUUAUAAUAGAUAAUACGAUAUAUCAUGCCACAUGCCAUGCCGAUGCUGUGAAAAGUGGUACGCUGGUCGCAGACAAUGCAGCAGCAGACGUGGAUCAAAUCAUGGCGGAUGUGGGUACAAGCGGUGAAAAGCGCAAACUCGAAGAUGAGGUAAGAAAAGAAAACCCGUAAAUGAUUUUCUCUGAAGUGUUUGUUUUUAUUGACUGUUAUGCUAUAGAUGGAAGUCGCCGUGGAUGCUAAAAUGCCUCGCAUGGAACAUGUAGUCAAAUAAAUAAAUUCUGUACAGAGAGCGAGACAGAGAGAGAGAGAGGAAAAAGUGUUGCGGAACAAAAAGGUGUUCCAGAAGAACAAAAAGAUGAGAGUAAUGCCAUGGUUUUUCGUGCACGAUUGAUGCAGUAAAAGGGGUCGUCAAAAAAUAUCUUAAGUGCUUUUUUCCUCGGUUCAUUCUUUACAAUAAAAAAUCGGUCUUUUAUAACCUAAGUACGAA